UGCAAGGAUCAACAACAGACAAUGGCAGAGGUAAAGAUUAUUGGGUCAGCUGCAAGCCUCUUCUCUGUAAGGGUUGAAUGGGCCUUGAAGCUCAAAGGAAUUGAGUAUGAGUACAUACCUGAAGACGUGAGAAACAAAAGUGAGCUGCUUCUCAAGUCCAACCCUGUGCACAAAAAAAUACCUGUGCUCUUGCACCAUGGCAAACCCAUCUCCGAGUCGCUUCUCAUCCUCGAAUACAUCGACGAGACGUGGAAGGACAACCCGCUCAUGCCUGAAGAUCCAUAUAACAGAGCCAUGGCUCGCUUCUGGGCUAAGUUUUUAGAUGAGAAGGGCCUGCUGGGUGCCUGGGAAGCAUGCCAGGCUGAAGGAGAAGAGAAGGAGAAGGCUGUGGAGGCUGCAAUACAGAAUUUGGCAUUGCUUGACAAAGAAAUCCAAGGAAAGAAAUUCUUUGGUGGAGAUAAGAUUGGUUACCUGGAUUUAGCUGCAGGGUGGAUGUGCCACUGGCUCAGUGUUCUUGAUGAAGUUGGAGAAAUGAAGGUGUUUGAUAAAGACAGGGUCCCAUCCCUUCAUGAAUGGGUUCAAGACUUCGUACACAUUCCAGUUAUCAAAGAAUCCCUUCCACCCAGAGAAGAUCUUGUCACCUACUUCAAGGGGAGUCUGAGCUACGUCCGGUCGUUAGCUGCAAAUAAGCAAUAGGAUGCCUCAUCCUGCAUUUAUAUCUCAUUUCCAAUAAUCCUGGAGUCAUAUGAAUCUGUUCUUUUUUUCCUUUUAUUUAUUUGAUGGUUUUUUUUUUGCUAUUUUAAUCGAUUAUUAUAGGAUAAAACAAUUGCACUUCCUCGGGACAUUUACAAGUGAUUGUGCAGCAAUCACUCUCACCACUGAGUGAGUCAACCCAUUCAAAUUUGCGUAGCCUCUAGUUGGAUGACGUAUACCUAAGCCUCUAGCCUCUUUUGAGAAGAAAGUUUUAGAAAACGGGCAGAGAGAUUUUCGAAACAGAGUUUGAAAGCAAGCAUGAAAGCAAUGUUAUAGGCUAGUAAGCAAGAAAGACAACAUAACGGCUUAAAUAGCAUAUAACUCGUAGGAAGAGUAGGUUAUCUAAUUGAUUCGUCAACAGCUGAGUAUUUCUAGGUUUGCUUGUUGCCAUCCAAGUAAAUAAUUGAAGGUUUAAAGCGAACACCAAAUUUUAGAGAAAGAGAAGCAAAGCUGUAACAAUUUGGCCCGUUACGUAUCGC
Molecule: messenger RNA, 1232 nt
Organism: Cucurbita pepo subsp. pepo (vegetable marrow)
Lineage: Eukaryota; Viridiplantae; Streptophyta; Magnoliopsida; Cucurbitales; Cucurbitaceae
Product: putative glutathione S-transferase
Biological process (GO): glutathione metabolic process
Cellular component (GO): cytoplasm
Molecular function (GO): glutathione transferase activity
Source: RefSeq, a predicted model, not a curated record